Peronospora matthiolae is the source of this 645-nucleotide messenger RNA. The record is from the annotation of a GenBank genome assembly. Lineage: Eukaryota; Oomycota; Peronosporomycetes; Peronosporales; Peronosporaceae.
AUGAAUAUGUUGGAUGAUGAAGAUGACCAAAGCUUUCACGCUGCGCGUGACGGCUACUCCCAUUUGAGCGAUGUCGAAUGGGAUGCGGUUGAACGGAUGGGUUCAACCAUGGGCAUCCAUGCUGUUAGCGUCAUGCUAGAGGCUCUCAAUAGAGAUGCCCAACAUGCUACUAUCGCCAAGUUCAUUCAAAAUGAACUUGACGCUGAACGCGAGAAAAUAGCCUCGCUUCACCAACAAGGUUCUCAACAAGCAGAGUUGUUGAGAGAACAGGGUGCUCAACAAUUCGAACUGUUGAGACAGCAGCAGGCUGAUGCUGGUGGGUCGAUGCACUCGCGUCGACCCGAGACCUUGAAGAUUGACAUCUCCAAGUAUAGGGGAGUCGAAGAGGACUCCCUCUUGAGAUGGUUUGUCGAAUUAGACGACGCCAUAAGGGCGCGUCGCAUCGACGACGGGGAAAUGCAAGUUGCAUUUGCCCAGUCAAAUCUGGCAGGACGUGCCAAGACUUGGGCACUGGGGCUCAAGUUGCACGACCCAUAUGCGUUUGUGUCGUUGGAAGUCUUCAAGUCGCGGCUCAGACAAACGUUUGAACCGCCUAGAGCUGAGGUUCAGAGCUCGAACCGAACUCUUGAAGCUCAAGCAGGGUAA